AUGACAUUAAUUGACACUGCAUUGCUUGACCCUUCGAUGGUUGACCCUGCAUUGCUAGAUCCAGCCUUCGUGUCUUUGGAUCAAACAUUGCUGACUCAAGGCAUGCUGGACCAAGGCAUGCUGGAUCAGUUACUGCUGAACCUGGCAUUGGUGGAUCAAGCACUGCUGGACCAGGGCACGCAGGGCCAAGCAUUGCUGGAUCAAGCAAUUCUGAAUCAAGCCUUGGCGGAUCAAGGCAUGCUGGACCAAGGCAUGCUGGAUCGGGACAUGCGUUUGAGCUGUGCCAUGGAUCCGUCAUGGAUCAACAUCCAUCAGAUUCUCACGCGAUCGUACAAUGCUGAUGGAGUUGCUGCCGCCGCUGCCACCUCUGCUGUUGCUGCUCCUCCUCCUGCUUCGUCUGCUGCUGCUGCUGCUGCUGCUGCUGCUGCUGCUGCUGCUGCUGCUGCUGCUGCUGCUGCUGCUGGUCCUCCCCUUUCCUCCCCUUUCCUCCCCUUUCCUCCCACUGCUUUCGAAUUGCAACCAGGAAGGCCAGCAGUAGCAGAUGCAGUAUCACCAACAGCAGCAGCAGCAGCAGCAGCAGCAGCAGCAGCAGCAGCAGCAGCAGCAGCAGCAGCAGCAGCAGCAGCAGCAGCAGCAGCAGCAGCAGCAGCAGCAGCAGCAGCAGCAGCAGCAGCAGCAGCAGCAGCAGCAGCAGCAGCAGCAGCAGCAGCAGCAGCAGCAGCAGCAGCAGCAACAGAAGGAGCAACAGCAGCAGAAACGGAAGGAGCAGCACCAGCACGCGUGUCAGAGCAAGGAAGGCAGCAAGUCGCGGAAGCAGCUUGCACACCAGCAAUCGUUGCCAGCAGCCAUACCAGCUGCUGUAACCACCCCAGAAGCACCAUCAGUCCCAGAAGCACCGUGAAGUCAACAAGUAUGAGCCAUCGCAGUAGCACCAGCAAUCUCAAAAGCCCUCUUAAACUUAGCAGCACUACCGGUCCUUCUCUCGCCCUACCUUACACACAUGCAGCCCAGACCCUUAUUAUUCCAGUUGCCAUAUCCCCUGUUUCAGUUACCCUCUCCCCUGAUACUGCUGCCAUACCUCCUGAUUCGACUGCCACCUCUCCCAUUGACGGAAAUCCACUGUCUGGAGAGGUUGCGGCAGUGCAUGAUGGGUCGGAAGGGGCAACGGCAAGGGCCAUGCUUGCCAUGCAGCUGGUCGGAGCAUCAACAGUAUCAGAGGCUGCAGUUCACGCUGCGGCGGCUGCUGGAGAAUUCGCCGCAGUGCGUGGUGGGUCAGAAGGGGCAGUGACAGGUGCAAUGCUUGCCGUGCAGCUGGUCGGAGCAGCAACAGGAUCAGAGGCUGCAGACCACACUGUGGCAGCUAUCGGAGAGGGUGUGGCGGUAGGGCAUGUGAUAGCGAAUAUGGAUGCAGCGAACGUGACUAAAGGAGAUAUGUCAACAGAGAAUGUGACAGUGGGAGAUAUGGCAGCAGAGAAUGUGACAGUUGGAGAAAUGGCAGCAGACAGUGUGGCAGUACUGCUGUAUGCGUGCCGGUUCUGCGGCAAGAGAUUCGCCCAGCCGCAGGGGCUGGGAUGCCACAUGAAUGCCCACCGGCGAGGUGAGAAGAACAGGCGAGGUGAGAAGAAGAGGCGAGGUGAGAAGAAGAGGCGAAAUGUGAAGAACAGGCAAGGUGAGAAGAAGAGGCGAGGUCAGAAGAAGAGGCGAAAUGAGAAGAACAGGCGAGGUGAGAAGAACAGGCGAGGUGAGAAGAACAGGAGAGGUGAGAAGAAGAGGCGAGGUGAGAAGAAGAGGCGAGACCGCGAGGCAGAGAACGAUCACCAGGAAACCAUGCCUUCACAUCCUCCAGUCGCAAAGGCGGAUACUUUCGGAAUUCUCUCACUGCCUGCAGCCCAGUCGGUGCAUGUAGCACAGUCAGCACAAUCGCUGACUGCUGGCGGUGCUGCUCGUGCUGCAGCUGGUCUUGCUGCCCCUGCUGAUUCUCGUGGUGGUUCUGGCGGUUGUUCUGCAAAGGAUUUUUCCAGUUCAUACCCAGGAGCAGACGUAUCAGGAAGGACAGGCAGAGUGGAGACUGCUUCUGCUGAUGCUGUUGCCUCCUAUUUGGCUGCUGCUGCUGCUGCUGCUGCUGCUGAAUCUAGUGCUAUUGAUGAAACUGCUGCUGGCCCGGGUGGUGAUGUUCAGACCUCUCAUGCCAGAGUAGGAUCGGCAAUGGAAGCUGGAUUGGUAGCAGCCGGCUCUGGUUUGGCAACCGGUCCUGCAUUAGCUGUCCGUUCUAGGCUCAAUGCUGGUGCUGCAGCAGGAACGGCAUCAAGAGCAGGGUACAGUGUCAGUUCUGGUGUGAGGCUUGGAUCAGGGGCUGAUAUCACAGAUCGUUACCGGUUUUCACAGAGACUAAUUGGUGCAGAGAGGCGUGUGAGUAAGUUGGAUGAGGAAGGUUUUUCACUUGGUGGAGGUGGUGGUGGUGGUGGUGGUGGUGGUGGUGGUGGUGGUGGUGGUGGUGGUGGUGGUGGUGGUGGUGGUGGUGGUGGUGGUGGUGGUGGUGGUGGUGGUGGUGGUGGUGGUGGUGGUGGUGGUGGUGGUGGAGGAGGAGGAGGAGGAGGAGGAGGAGGAGGAGGAGGAGGAGGAGGAGGAGGAGGAGGAGGAGGAGGAGGAGGAGGAGGAAGAGAGGGAGUACGAGCAGGAAAGCUGCAGUCUCUUCAUUCUGCUGCAGUAGCAAGCAAACACGUGUCUGUUCCGGGAUUCAAGCCUUCUGGUCUGGCCGGACCUUCACCUGGUCUGGCCAGACAUCCACCUGGCCUGGCCGGACCUUCGUCUCAGGCAUGGUUGCAGCAAACCCCCAGUGCAAGCUUGGCAACCUACCUCGGCACCGAGCCAUCAGAGAACUCUGUGCAAGGAGUUUCGGAAGGAUUUUUGGAAAAAGGCCAUAGAGUAGCCUCUUUCAGCAGUGUGUUUUUACAGGGAAAUGUGGCGGACCAAGCCGCUUCUGGGGAGAAGUUUCGGGAGGAGGAAGGGGUAGAGGCUGAGUUGGAGCAGCUUCAGAGGGAGUGGAGGAUUCAGCUGACUGAAAGGAGAAGGAUAAUGCAUUGGCAAGGAGAGAGUAAUGAGCGGAGGGAGGAUGGUGGGGGGAAUAAGGUGGACUUGCACGGAAACCAACAUCUGAAUGAUCGAGGAGAAGAGGUGGGGAAAGGGACAAGGAAGAGAGACACUCAUGUCAAUGCUAAUGAGCAAGUUCUACUGCCAAUUGUGCUGCCGAUUGUGCUGAAAGCACGUUCACGUGCAUUCUCUAGCCUCCCCUCUUCCCUCACCCUCUCUGCUCCCCCCACAGACACUCAAACACUCAAGUCCCUGCUGAUCAGCAAGGGCAUUCUGCCUUUGCUCGCACGCUUGCUCUCCCACCUGCCCCCUAUGCCCCCAUCUCCUGUCUCUCAUAGUGCUGACGCCUGGACUGGCCCUGCUUCUGCUGCUGCGGCUGAUUGUGCUGCUCAUAGUGCUUACGCUGGGACAGGCCCAGCUGCUGGUUAUGCUGACGCUGGGAUCGGCCCUGCUGCUACGUCUGCAGCUGAUUGUGCCGCUCUUCAUAGUGCUGACGUUGGGACUGGUCCUGGGUCUGGCCGUGCUGUUCCUGCAGCUGAUUGUGCUGCUCAUAGUGCCGACGCCGGGACAGCCCCUGCUUCCGGCCGUGCUGGUUCUGCUGCUGAUUGCUCUAACUCUAGGGCUGAUCCCGCUGUUGACCCUGAAGGGAACAAACGCAAGAGCAGCUUGGGGAGGAAGGCGCACUGGACCUGCUCGCUCGGAUCCUGCAGCACCACUGCCGCCACCAUUGGCACCACACUCAGGCCUGCUGCCAUUGCCUCUCGCGCUGCUUUGUCACCAUCAGCCCUCGAUGCAGUACUGUGUCUCCCCAUUCUCUCUCCCCACUUUCUUUCUCCCCCCCAUUCUCUCUCCCUCCGUUUUCUCUCCUCCCACUCUCUGUCCUCCCUUUUUCCCCCACACACACAGUAUGCAGCAGCGGGGGCGCUAUGGCACAUUUCAGCCAAUCAGAGCCUAGGUCUCACUCUCAUCGUGCGCUACAGAUGCCUACUGCCCCUCCUGAGCCUGCUUGAUCAGUCGCUGCCCCAGUCAACGCUGGUCAACUGUACUGGGUGCCAGUCAACGCAUGCUGACUGUAGGCAGGGCCAGUCAACGCAGGUCAACUGCAGUCAGUGCCAGGCAGCGUUCACUCAGUGUCAGUCAACGCCGGUCAACUGUAGGCAGUGCCAGCCAAUGCAGAAUAACUGCAGUGAGUGUGCGUUGCUGCAGCAGAAUGAAAUUUUGCAACAAGUGGGGGAGAGGGGAGAGCAUGGGAUGGUGGAAGGAGGGAGAGGGGUUAAUAGGUGUCAAGAGAGGCGAGAUGGGGAAGGAGGUGAAGGGAAAGGAAGGGGAGGAGUGGAAGGAGGAGAGGAAGGGGAAAUUGGUUUUAGAGUGCAAGGUGGGGAAGGAGGGGGAGAAGAAGGAGAGGUAGAGGAGAUGGGGAGGAGUAGGGAGCAAGGAAUGGGAGAAGGACUGGGUACAAGUGAAAGGGACUAUUCUAGAAGGGAAGAAGAGAAAGAGGAGGAAAUGGAAGGGAUGGAGGAGGAAGAAGCAGAGGAGGAGGAAGAAGAGGAAGACGAUGAAGACGAGGAAGAGGAAGUGGAGGAGGAAGAGGAGGGGAAGCGAGAAGAGGCUCGGCUGUAUGCGUGCCUAACCCUCGCUAAUCUCUGCCUGCUUCUGGAAGGUUCUCAGGUCAUGCAGGAUAGCGAUGAACAUCCCUUGGCCAACUCUUGUCAUUCCAAUGCGACACAUGGGACUGAUGCGACGGAUGCAACACUUUUUUCUGUGGGAAAGAGUGUUGAAACUUCUCAAAAUGUGGGCAAGCAAGAGAGGGCCUCCUCUUCUUCUUCCCUCACACGAGCACAGCAACACCUCCUCUCCUCCCCCACACUCCCCUCCAUCUCCUCCUUCCUCCUCGCCUCUCACCCCUCCUCCCUCCCCCUCCACCUCAUCUGGACCACCGUCUCUCCGAUCGUACGGCUGCUGCGCUGCCACGUGGCGCCGAUCCGAGGGCUGGGAGCGCUGCUGGCUGCUGCAGUGUGCAAGAGCAGGGGGGGCAAGGAGGAGCACGGAGCUAUGUUCUUCUUAGAAGGGGCUGUGGGGAUUCUGAUGGAAAUGGCGGCUUUUGAGGCGCACCAGAAGAGGGAGGAGGAUGGAGCAAUGGCCGAGCACGGCACUAUGGGCAUAUCAGAGGGGGCUGUGGGGGUAAUGGUGGGAAUAGCAGAGGAGGUUGAGCCUGGUAGGGUGGAGAGAGAGAAGCAGGAGGAGGAGCAGAGGGAGGAGCAGAAGAGAACCCAGUGGGAAAAGAAGAGGGGGAAGAAGAGGCAGGAGGAGAGGGAAGAGCAGGAGGAUCGAGUGCGGGUGAAAGCAGCGGAGUUUGCUCGCCUUGCCCUGGGUUACCUUGAUGUACCGCUGACCAAGCUGCUCACUGUGCCUACCACAGGCACACCAUCAGCCAUGACUGGGGGCGGUGAGGGGCGUGGGGGGGGCGGUGAGGGGCGUGGGGGGGGCGGUGAGGGGCGUGGGGGGGGCGGUGAGGGGCGUGGCGGGGCCGGUGAGGGGCGUGGCGGGGCCGGUGAGGGCCUUGCCCUGGGCUACAUUGAUGAGUCGGUGAAUAGGCUGCCCACUGUCCCUGGCACAGGCCACCCCUCAGGCAUGCCCUGCCGCGAAGUUCCUUGUGGGGCUGGUGAGGGGAGUGGUGGGACCGGGGACAGGACCAGCGCGGACUGCCCCCCUAUUGACCCGUGCGGCCAUGCUGUUGCCUGCCCCUCCUGCCUCCUCUGCCUCCUCUCCCGGAAGCAGCCCUGCCCCAUCUGCCGCUCUGCCAUUGGUUGA
Messenger RNA from Closterium sp. NIES-65, 5901 nucleotides. Lineage: Eukaryota; Viridiplantae; Streptophyta; Zygnematophyceae; Desmidiales; Closteriaceae. The record is from the annotation of a GenBank genome assembly.